AACGACGAUAAGAUAAGAAACAUGUAUUUUAGAGCUACAAAUAAAAUAUUCGAAGAAAAACAUCUAAUUUACCAACUACUGAAUACAAAUUUAGUAACUUGUUUACUGUAAAACGAAAAACAAUACCAUCGACGAUUAAUUCAAUAUAAAAAUAAUAAAAUAAUGGACGAAACCGAUUUAUCAUUAUUCAAAAGUAAAAAAGAUAAACAUGACAAAGCCGAUGCCACCUGCACCACCACCACUAACACCUCUAGCACAACUAAAGAACCAGUAGAGAAAAAAGUUAUCUUUUCACGACCCACCGAUGAAGAUGUUUACAAUUGCGAUAAUCCCCAGGCGGGUAUUGCACUCAUUUUCAAUCACAAAGAUGUCAAGGGUCAAAAGCAAAGAGUGGGCACCGAACAAGAUCGUGAUGCUGUAGAACAUACUCUCUUGAAUUACGGCUAUGAUGUGAGAGUGUUCAAUGAUUUGACAUUUGCUGAAAUAAGUGAUGUUUUAAAGAAAAGUGAGUGAGUGCAGCA
This is a messenger RNA of Lucilia sericata (common green bottle fly), 521 nucleotides long. RefSeq lists its product as uncharacterized. NCBI's taxonomy places the organism in Eukaryota, Metazoa, Arthropoda, Insecta, Diptera, Calliphoridae. Gene Ontology annotation, molecular function: cysteine-type endopeptidase activity. Gene Ontology annotation, biological process: proteolysis. The record is from RefSeq and is a predicted model, not a curated record. The coding region runs from base 163 to 513 and encodes 116 amino acids. The transcript has a single exon.